Peronospora belbahrii is the source of this 2550-nucleotide messenger RNA. NCBI's taxonomy places the organism in Eukaryota, Oomycota, Peronosporomycetes, Peronosporales, Peronosporaceae. The record is from the annotation of a GenBank genome assembly.
AUGACAGACGGGUUUCUAGGUUUUGCACCUGUUGCUGCUGAGUCAGAUGAGGCGGACCCUUUUGCUGCGGCAGGUUUGGCGGCCCCAGCGGCGGUAUCUUUGGUUGACGCACUUGCGGCGUGGAGUACCGAUGGAGAACAUGCUAUGGACGAAGGCAAAAAUGAGGAUUGUGUGAGAAAGCGCACUGACGAGGAAAAUGCUGGAGACAAGAAUGAUUUGAUUGUAGAUGCGUCAAAUGAUGGUGUUGAUACUGCAUCGGUUGUUAAAGAUAAGAGCGAUAUUUUAAAUGCGUCAGAACAGCCAAAACUAUGGAAGUCAGAAUGCUCGCGGGGUGAUUGGACGAUUGCAACCGAGCGCAACGAAGCGUUUGGUGAGUCAUUUACAGCGGAACAUGAGACAGAAGAGGUCACCGUCCUUCGUUCACCUGUCAUUGCGAUGGGAUCUGACGCGGAAGACGACGAGAAUGUUGCUAGUCUGAUUCCUAAUAGUAAUGGUAACGAGAGUCGUGUCGGUGGUCUUCAAGGUGCUCUUUUAGACCGUGACAAUGAUGAGGUUGACAUAGGUGAUGCCGCGAUUUCGGCUAAUAGUGCCACUACCUCUCCAUUGAAGCAAAAUUUGGUAGACGAUCCUUUUGGUAGGAGUCAAAUCGACACGUUUUCGUUUACAAUAGCGACAAUGGACUUGCACGUUGAAAGUGCAAGUCAAACACCGUUUACUGGUGAUUUGGAGGGUGACCGUUUGUCGCUCCAUGAGGACAAGUUUAACUCGUUACGUACAUCCACACCUAGUGUUGCAUCGGAACUUUGGCUUGCUUCGGAUGAGGUCGAAGAAAAUGCUGUAGUAGGAACAAUUGAGAUAAAGAGUCCAAUGCAAGCGGCUGAAGCGGCUGAUGGCGAUGAUUUUGGUGACUUUGGAGGGUUUGAAGCUACACCUGCUACUACAGUCAUCGCAAGAGCCAGUCCAGAUGAUAUGCCGUGGGGAUCUUCUGCAUCGCUGACUAUGGUACCAAAAGUGCAAAUGGAGGAUGUCAACAGCGUUGGAAACUUAGCAAUGUCGGCGACGACUUCUACUUUUGCAGAGACCAGGUCCGCUGACGACACUUUUGGAGAUUUUACCCAGAGCAUCAAGCCAAGCGGUGAUGACGAGUUUGCUGACUUUGGAAACUUUGAUCAGAGUUUUGUAAACAAGGAAGAUAGUUUCACCGAUUUCAAGCAAUCUUGCGCGGAAUCGUUUGGAAGUGAUAAUGGGUUUGGUGACUUUGCCCCAGCUGUUGCCCCCACUCUGGUGGCAUCGCCAGCUUUGUCGAUUCCGUCCUUAUCGAAGACCGAGUUGUCAGCAUUCUUUAAGGAAGCAUUUUCGACGAAGCCUUUGCCGGCGAUUUCACCUGACCAGGCGGAAAGCCCAACCGAGGUAGAUGACACUGAUUCUGUUCAAAAGAAAUCGACGGAUUUCAUUCACAACGUAUUUCGCGACAUGUGGGAUGAGUAUAUUUCUACCGUAGCUGCAACAGGUCCCCAGUUGUCUUCUUCGUGUGGCUCGCUUUUGACUACAGUCGAACCAAAGGACGUUGGCGAGCGCGUGCGCUUGUACCAGAGUACGAAACGUGCUUCAAAAUAUUUGAAGUAUGUGCUGUCCGAAAAGAUCCAAGAGGCUUCGAAGCAGAAUGGCAUAUUUGCGCAUGGUUCUGAGAGACAUCAGAUGUAUGUGGGAGUUAUUGAUUCUGGCGACGUAGACCGCAUGUCUGCCGCUCUUAAAGAGUUGCAAGACGCGCUGUUCCACAAUUCAGUAAACAACGCGAUGAUGCGGAUUGCCAAGCAGGCAGCGCUGUCAGCUAAAGCCAAAAUUGCUGAGCAGGCGGCUCAGCAGCAGGCGACUUCACGUGGUGGAUCCUUAUUCUCCACAACACGUCACUUGUUGUUACGAGGUGGGAACGCUGGAGGAGCGCAUGGCCCGAGUAGUUGUGGCAGCGAUACCGAUCAUGCUGGAGCUGAUACUCCAACGGGUGUCUCUGUUCAGAAGCUAGCCCGCUUCUCGCUCGCUAACAACCAUGACGACUCCGCAAAUGCGCACCGUAGUGUCAUUAAUGGCGGGGAAAGAGUGUCGGAUGGAUGCGAUCGCACGGGACAUAGCAGUGGGAGUGAUUUGGAAGUUGCAUUUAGUGCUGACAGUCGAAAUCGAGGCCAAAUCUCCUCGAAUAGUGGAAGCAACAAUGGCGGCCUGAUGAAAAAGUUUCAGGAUCGCUUUUCUUUCAGUAGCACUAGACAUCGCCCACGUUAUGUGCGUCUUCGAAGGAAUGGACAGUCAGAUGAGGAGAUCAAAAAGAUGGAGCUAAAUUUGGACACUAUCAGUGGAGGCUUUGACGAAGUAAAGUGGAAGUGUGCUUUGUUCUUGUAUGACGUCGAAGAGGUAACUCAUGUGGCACCUUCACAAAUUAGCAUUUUGGCGUAUCCAAGCAAACAGCCGCUAAGAGGAAAGACUGAUCGGAGUGCGCUGACAAAGCUUGUAAAGUCUGACUCAAUUUGGAUUGUUGAUAUUGGCGCCAAUAAAUAG